AUGGAUAACGUAACAGGAAUAAUACAUGCCAUAUACAGAGGGUUUGUGGAUAGUUUAAGGGGAGCUAUUGUUCUAUUUUAUAUGGAUAAACGUAUUAAUGAAAAGUUAUUGAAACAGUCCCCUUCUAGAAUAGAAACUCAUGGAAAAGAUAUGGCAGUUGCACAUAAUCCUUCAAAAUGUUAUAAUCAAUUAAGAGAAUCCAAAGUGUUAAAAAGAACAAUUCAGUGUUGUGCAUUAAACGGUGGUGUAUUUUGGGCUAGUAUAUUGAUUUUUGAAUGCGGUAUAUUACCAUUACUCAAGUACUUACUAAGCAUUAUAUUUGGUCAUUCACCAACUAUGGGUAUGACUGUAUGGUCUUGGACAAAACCAUUUUUAUCACUGACAUUUGGCACUGUAUGGGUACUACCCCUAUUUCUGCUCAGUAGGAUAGUCAACAGUUUAUGGUUUCAGGACAUAGCAGACAGUGCUUAUAGGUAUAGACAAGGAAGGCCGUUACUUUUGUCUAGUGUGAGCAAACUUGUAGCUGAUACGCUUUUCAGCAUAUUAGUCCAAGCAUUAUUUUUGGGGCAAGGAAUGUUGGUAUCCAGGAUUCCAUUACCUCCUGUAGGUGAUAUUCUUGCCCUUAUACAUAUGUGCCUUUUAUAUGCUCUCUAUGCUUUUGAAUACAAGUGGUUCAAUAUGGGUUGGGAGUUACAUAGACGGUUAAGUUUCAUUGAAAGUAAUUGGCCAUAUUUUGUGGGUUUUGGUCUGCCAUUAGCAGUACUUACCCAAAUGCCCAAUUCUUAUGUAAUAAGUGGCUGUGUUUUUUCUAUAUUGUUUCCAUUAUUUAUUGUGAGCGGAAAUGAAGCAGAACCUGUAACUGGAGUAUGUGACUGUCCAUUAAAGUUAUUUUCACCAGUAAUUGCGAUUGCAAAUACACUUUUCAAUAAAACAAUUGGACCUGCAAAUAGGCGGUGACAGAAAGGGAUAUAAUUUGCAAAUUCGUUCGGAGUAAUAAAUAUGUAGCAAUAAACCAUCUUUUCAGGUUUUUACAUAUUUUUAUUAUUUUCUAUUAGCUGUAUACUUCGUUAAUUUUUCUGUAUUAACAAAGCAAUUAAGAAUACAAUUUUCAUAUUAUAUAUGAAUAUAAACAAAAUUUCAAAUAUAACUUUAUGUAAUAUUAUUAUAUGUAAAUAGAAGGAUAUGUUCACAAAUAUGAUGUACAUACGCGGUAAGGAAUAUCUGUGAAUGCUUUAUACCGAGUAAAGUGUUAUUUAAGAUAUACACUCAUAUCUGUAAUGCUAUUUAGAAAACCAGCAUACACGUUCCUUGCUGUAUCACACGAGAUUAAAUUAAAGCUCGCAAUUUUAUACAGUUUUAUUAUUAAUAUUGAAACAUAAAAAGAUAAUGUUAGAAUAAUAUUAAAAAUAUCUUUUACAAAUUAUAUGCGAUAGGAAAACGUCAUUGCCUAAAAAUUUGCACAAGUGAAAGAUAUAUUUUUCUUGUUAUACUUAUAUAGUACACUUUUCGUUGUAGUAAUUAAUAAGAAAUGUACAUGGAAUGUUUCUUUUUUCAUUCUUAAGUUUCAUGUCUUGCUUUGAACAAUAUGAUACUUGUAAGCUUCUAGCGAUUAGAAUGCUAUAGGUAUUUCAGUAAUUUAAUUAUAUAUUCUAUUGAAAUGAUCACGAUAUAAAAAGUAAAACAUUUGUUACAUCAUAAACAUAUGUAAAUGAUUCUAAAGAAAUGAAAAAAUUUGUAAAUAUAUCGUCUGAGCACAUAUAUUUUAUACUACUUAAUAAUUGUACUUGAUAUUAUAUUAUAAGAAAGAAUUUGUCGUCAUUUUUGAAAUUGUAAAGCCUUGACUUUUGUUUUACCAUAACUAGUCAACUUUAAGACUUAGAUUUUAAUUUGUGACAAUAAUGUUUAUUUUAAAAAAGAAGUUAGUUUAUGUAAUUAUAUUCAUAGAAUAAUGAAGGGUGUUGCAUAAAGCAACAAAUGCAUGUAUUCAGGUUGUGCUUACGCAGGAGACGUUUAAUUAAACCAUGUAGCUUUGUAAGAAUAUAGUAUAAUCAAACGAAAGUUUCAGCUCAAUAUUUGUAAAAUUACGAUUUUGAUUUUUGCAAUUUUAUUUAUACAUUAUUUUAAUAAAUGUUACGUUAAAAAAA
Molecule: messenger RNA, 2144 nt
Organism: Osmia lignaria (orchard mason bee)
Lineage: Eukaryota; Metazoa; Arthropoda; Insecta; Hymenoptera; Megachilidae
Source: RefSeq, a predicted model, not a curated record